This is a messenger RNA of Emiliania huxleyi CCMP1516, 267 nucleotides long. RefSeq lists its product as hypothetical. The record is from RefSeq and is a predicted model, not a curated record. The transcript has a single exon. Lineage: Eukaryota; Haptophyta; Isochrysidales; Noelaerhabdaceae. The annotation marks the transcript as partial. Gene Ontology annotation, biological process: lipid metabolic process.
CGCAACUACACCUACGGCCGCGGGUGGCCCGACGCGCAGCCGGAGAGGGUCGGCCACGGCGACGGCGACGGCACCGUCAACGUCGAGUCGGCGGAGGUGUGCCGCCGCUGGCCGGGCACAAACGUGACGGUGCUUCGCGGUGUCGCGCACAUGGACAUCGUCAAGGACGGCGACUUCAUCGCCGCAGUUGAAGCCUUGCUAGCCGACGUAGGGGCGCCGCCCGCUGAAGGAGUGCGGGCCGAGCGGGGGAGUGAGAUUGCUGUGUGA